Nicotiana attenuata is the source of this 5626-nucleotide messenger RNA. Its product is annotated as putative 1-phosphatidylinositol-3-phosphate 5-kinase FAB1D. The transcript is spliced from 13 exons. Gene Ontology annotation, molecular function: 1-phosphatidylinositol-3-phosphate 5-kinase activity; ATP binding. The coding region runs from base 387 to 5303 and encodes 1638 amino acids. Gene Ontology annotation, cellular component: endosome membrane. Lineage: Eukaryota; Viridiplantae; Streptophyta; Magnoliopsida; Solanales; Solanaceae. The record is from RefSeq and is a predicted model, not a curated record. Gene Ontology annotation, biological process: phosphatidylinositol phosphate biosynthetic process.
UAUUUGGUAUUAUGUCACUGAAAUUUGCCAUUGAAGGAAGCAAAAGAAAUUGAAAAGCAGUAAACAAGAGUGGGUCCCACCUUGGACCAAAAAGAUUGUUUUCCAAAAUUCUUCAUUCUUCUCUUUCCUUAAAAUUCAUUUAAAAUCAAAUGUUGUCUCUCCCUCUCCUAAACUUUCUUUAAUUUUUCCAAGAUUUUCCAUUUUUGGGAUACCCAAUUGGGAAAUAUUAACUGGGUAGUAAAGAUCUUUCGCUAUAGGGUUGAUUUGGAGGGGCACCAUAAACAUGUCAAUUUGGUUCUUUUAACUUUUGCAGGUCUAAGAUAUUCCUGGCGUCCAAUAAAAUUUGUGUAUACUGUGGUGCUCAAUAAACAAAGCCCGGUGGAAGCAUGGAAAAACUGGAAAGUGGAAAUUCCUUAAAGUUUUGCAGGGAUUCUGAACAAUUGUGCCAAUUUUGCAGCGGAACACAAGAGAAUGCAAGUCGGAUGAUCAAUCCAGCUGCUUCAUUACAAAGCAUAAACAGCUAUGGCUCGUGUUGCAGUGACUUUUCAGUUGAUGCAAACACAGAUGGGAGGGUUUAUGUAGAUGCAUGUAGUACAGACAGCAGUCAAGAAGAUUCUAGUUCUGCUAAAUGCAUAGGAAGGGAUGUAGAACUAAUGAGAACUGGUAAUUCCGAGGAACCCAAGGAUGGUAGAAGGGAAAGAUAUGAUGAUGACGAAGCUGGAACCUCUUGUAAUGAUGAAUUUGAUGCCCAGUUCUGGCUGCCCCCACAACCAGAAGAUGAUGAUGAUGAUAUUGAGGGCAGUGUGGCUAAUUAUGACGACGAGGAUGAUGAAUGUAGUGAUGGUCGGAUAUGGGGCAGGCCAGCAUCUUUAAUCAGCUUCGGUGAAGAAGGUUUUGGUAGUUAUAAGUUUAAAGAGGAAAGGCAAAAGGCAUUGCAAGAAGUAAUGAAUGGGAAGCUUAAGGCCCUUGUUAGUGACCUUCUUAAAUCUGUUGGUGUCGCCACUUCGGGGAAAGAAGGUGAUAACUGGCUUGAUAUAAUCACUUCCUUGUCAUGGGAGGCUGCUUCAUUUGUGAAGCCUGAUGCUACAGAAGGAAAGAUGAAUCCUUUAGAAUAUGUGAAGAUAAAAUGCAUUUCAACUGGUUCUCCCAGCCAAAGUCGUUUUGUCAGGGGGCUGGUCUUUAAAAAACAUGCUGCGCACAAGCACAUGCCAACAAAGUACGACAAACCUAGGUUGCUUUUGAUCCAGGGUGCACUAGGGCUCUCUUCAAGUGAGUUGUCAUCAUUUGAGUCCAUGCAACAGGAGAUAGAUAGUGAGAAAUCUAUCCUCGAUAUGAUAGAAAGAUACCAACCGAAUGUGGUUUUAGUGGAGAAUGCUGUUUCUCGUAGCAUACAGGAGUCUAUUUUGAAGAAAGGAUUAACUUUAGUCUUUGAUAUGAAACAACAUCGCUUGGAGAAGGUUGCUCGUUGCACAGGUUCAUUAUCUGCUGAUGUAUUGGUUGGCCAAAAGCUCAUGCAGUGUGAUUCCUUUCAUUUCGAAAAGUUUGUAGAAGAACAUUCUACUUCUGGUGAUGCCGGGAAAAAGCCUAGCAAAACAUUGAUGUUUAUUGAGGGCUGUCCUACUCGUCUGGGAUGUACAAUUUUGUUAAUGGGAUCUAACAGUGUUGAAUUGAAGAAGAUUAAACGUGUAGUGAAAGAUGAUGCGAUUGCCGUGGCGUACAAUUUAAUCCUAGAGACUUCUUUCCUCCUGGAUCAAAAAGCAAUGUUCUCAACACUUCCUCUUAGCCAGGAGGUGAAUCUAACACUUGGUAAUGAAACACCAUCGGUUACUGAUGGACAAGGAAUUAUAUCUAAUGCUGAGGAGCAUGUCGCUGAAACCAGUUCAUCCUCUACAGUUGAUAUUCCAAUAUCCAGUGGCUUCCGUGAAGAAAUAAAUCAUAAGUUAGACACAGAAAGCGAAUCUCUACCAUAUGAGCCAUACAACCCAGUCGUUCUAUCUGGAUUAUCAUCUAUCUCGUCCUCUGUCAGAAGGAUUGUGGGGGAUAAAUUUCCUCUCUUCUCCACCUCUCGUCAAUCCAUGUCCUCAUAUCUUAGUUUUAAUGGAGCCACGAAAGAUGAUCAGGGACAAGCUGAUGUUCAAGUUUCUAAUAUGCCUGAUUUGAUUAAUCAUAAUGAUGCAGAACAAAAACCGAGUUCUAAUGAGGUGAAUGCACCUGAAAAGGAGCAAUAUCAUACUCCACCUCUGCCGCAGGAAGAAUCUUUGGAAUCACAAGUAUCUGGUGAAAAGCUUGAAGACCAAGAACAUAUGAAGGAUGACAUGGCAUCGUCAUUGGCUUCUGAGAGUAUUUUGGUUCUGAUGUCCCGCCGGAAUGCUUCAAGAGGGACUAUGUGUGAGCAUAGCCGUUUUUCGCGGAUUAAGUUCUAUCGAGAUUUUGAUAUUCCCCUCGAAAAGUUUUUGCAGGAUAAUUUGCUAAAUCAGAAGCAGUGCAAGACCUGUGGUGAAUCCCCUGAAGCUCACAUUUUUCAUUAUGCGCAUCGCAACAAGCUCCUAACCAUUCAAGUUCGGCAUCUUCCCAUGGACAAGGGUCUGCGAGGUGAACGUGAAGGGAAACUCUGGAUAUGGAGUCGUUGCUGUAAAUGCAAAUCCCAGAGUGGAAGCUCAUUAUCCACAAAAAGAGUGUUAAUAUCCACUUGCUCACGCGGUUUUUCUUUUGGAAAGUUUUUGGAGCUCAGUUUUUCAAAUUCCUCUUUUUUUAGUCGACUGUCUCCCUGUGGUCACUCCUUUGAUAAGGAUUUCCUCUACUUCUUUGGGUUAGGGCGAAUGGUUGCUAUGUUCAAGUACUCUACUGUAACUACUUAUUCCGUGUUUCUUCCUCCCAAGGAGCUGGAAUUUAGCAGUUCCGUUAAAGGAGAAUUUCUUAAGCAGGACUUUGAUGAUGUGCACAUGAAAGGGAUUAUGAUGUUUCUUGAUGUAGAAAAAGCUCUGAAGGCAGUACAGUCUCGUCUUGGAACAGCGCUAAAUCUUCAAGGAUCAAUUAAGGAUUUUUCUGAAAUUGAAAACAUGUUGAAGGAAGAGAGAUCUCAGUUCGAGGUUGACAUACAAAAUGUAGUUAAGAAUGGGAGUCAGGAUGUUGUGGUUUAUAAAUUUCUAAGCUUGAACAGAAUACGACUUGAUCUUCUGCUUGAGGCGUGUGUGUGGGAUCGCCGUCUUCAUUCAUUGCUAUCUUCUUAUUAUACAGAUAGUGAUCCCAAAGGCAUCAACCCGAAGCAAUCUACAGUGCCAGAUAUUGAACCUAUUAGCCACAAAGAGCAACAAGUAAAGUGCAGCGUUGAAGGAGAUACUAAUUAUGAGGCAGUAGCUAAUCUGGGAAGAGGUGACAUAACUUUGGACGAUUCUCAUGAUCUGAAUAUAGAGUUCACUGAGGAUUCUUCUGCAGAGGAAAACAAUGGGACAGAAACCAUUGAAGAAAGUUGUGAAUUUCUGAACCAUAAUUGUGAUCUGAAAUUGAACCUGGUAUCUGCCGAAGCAAAUGGUUCUCUCAUUGCGGAAAUUCCUAUUGAUGCUAAUCUUAGUGGAUUUAGAGAAGAAAGCGCAUCAUCAAUUUCAUCUGCUUUUGCUGAAGUUACUGAGUUAUCUACUGCAGCAAAAAUAACUGCAAAUGGAUUAUCCGUCGAGGAUCCUGCAGUGAAAUCUAAUUGUUCACAUUCUGGUGACGAAAAUAAUCUACAAUCGAAUCUUCCUUCACCCACUCUUCUGCAGUCGGAUAAACUAAGUCUUUCUAGUGUUGAUGGGAGGACUGGCAGAGAUUCUAUGGAUCCUCAAUUGGACAAUAUUGAGAAUGAUAAAGGGUGGUGGGCUCCAUUCCCUGAAAUUCGGCGUGAAUACAUGAAGGAUCUGCAAAGAGGUUACCCCCCAAAAUUAGGACCCAUCACAACCCAUGCGGUAGAAACUACAGCUUACAAACUUGUUACUGAUGAGGGUGCAAAGUUGCACAUUCCCAUUGGAAGUGAGAAGUACGUUUUGUCUGAUUAUGAAGAUGAAGUUUCAAGCAUCAUCGCUUGUGCUUUAGCAAGGCUGAAGGAUUUGCCAAUUGUGUGUGAAGAUCUUGGUGAUGAUGGAAGGAAAGAUGGAGGAAUGGAUGGUAAUGCAUAUGAGAGUUCGAAAAGCUUAAUGCGAUUAUUCUCACUGACUUCUCCUCAUUUCUCCUCAACUGGUUCUUUAGAUUUAGAGGGGAUUCAGUCUUCCCAAGUUUCAGAACAAACACGCUCAUCUAGUUUAGAUGGGUUAGAUAUGUUAAAUUCUGCUGCUGUUCAUCCUGAAAUCUCCUUUGGUUCGGGAAAAUUGCCUGGGAAGCGUAAAUACUCAGUUAUGUGUCUCUAUGCUAGCCAUUUUUCUCGUUUGCGAGGUCGAUGUUGCCCAUCUGAAGUUGAUUAUAUUGCUUCUCUAAGUAGGUGUAGGAAGUGGGAUGCGAAAGGUGGGAAAAGUAAAUCCUUGUUUGCCAAAACUCUCGAUGACCGGUUCAUCAUCAAAGAAAUCUUGAGAGCAGAAUUUGACUCGUUCUUGAAGUUUGGUCAUAGUUAUUUUGAGUACAUGGAACAGUGCUACGAGAAGGGCAAUCAAACCUGCCUUGCAAAAGUUCUUGGAAUUUAUCAGGUCAUUGUAAGGCCAACAAAAAGUGGGAAAGAGACAAGACAUGAUCUCAUGGUGAUGGAGAACCUUUCAUUUGGAAGAAAUAUUACUAGGCAAUAUGAUCUAAAAGGAGCUCUGCAUGCUCGAUUUAAUUCAGCUGGCGAUACUGCAGGAGAUGUUCUUUUGGACCAAAAUUUUGUGAAUGACAUGAACAUCUCUCCUUUAUAUGUUGGAACGAGAUCAAAGAGGAAUUUGCAACGAGCCGUAUGGAAUGACUGUGGCUUCCUCAAUUCGGUCAAUGUGAUGGACUAUUCUUUACUUGUUGGAGUGGAUACUGAGCGCCGCGAACUUGUUUGUGGCAUCAUUGACUACCUCAGGCAGUACACAUGGGACAAACAACUUGAGAACUGGGUCAAAUCCUCGCUUGUGGUUCCCAAGAAUCAGCUUCCUACUGUCAUCUCCCCAAGGGAGUAUAAAAAGAGAUUUAGAAAGUUUAUCGACACACAUUUCCUAAGUGUUCCGGAAAAUUGGUGCUCCCAAAGACCUUCAAAUCUUUCCAUACGUUGUGGCAUAGCUGGUAGUAAUGAAGAUGCUAAGUCUAAAUUUCAAGAGGAGCACAACAGACAUGAGCACCAAUCAACUGCUCAUGGAAACCAAAACGAUACUAUUACCUGAUUUCUAUUGUUUUUUUUCUUCUUUUUGGUGGUUUCAUUUCCUUACCAUAGUAGCUACAUAUUAUCCAGCCAUUAAUUUCUGUACAUAGCUGCUAGGAUGCUCGUUGUCCUAGCACCUAGGUAUAUAUUAUACAUAUAUAUGCCCCCCUUCUCAUUUCUGCGGUUUUUAUAGCAAGUUUAUGGGGAUGGUUUCAUUAUUGAUUCUUUUAAGGUCAUUUUAGGUUGAAUAUAGCAAGUCUGCUGAGUAAUUGUAAAAAAAAGGCAUCCCUUGGACUUUACAUGAUAUGAAUAUUUUGCAAUGCUCUAGGAUUAUUCCUUCAAAUA